CAGUCUUUGGAUGGAAUUAUCGUCUCUGCUAACUGUAAACUACGGAAGAUCUUCACUUUAAAAUCAAAGCCCCGAGAAACUGCUGAUAAAGAUGACCAGUUCAUCAACAAAGCAGGAGGCAGUAUCCGGAACAGUAAAAGUCAAGAUGUCUGCCAUAUUGCCUUCGGGUCCAGAGUCCUUGGACCGCCUCCACCCUCUGGCAGACGGAAUAACUUGAGGCUCUCCAGUGAGACAGUAAGAUCUGUUGGGUACAAAAAUAGCCAGUUGUGCCAGCAAUCUUCAAUAGAGAAGCAUGUUAAUACUGCACAAGUGUCAGGCUUGCUGAUACCUGAGUCUGAGCAGCAAGGAGAGAAAGGACAUGAUCACCAAGUGAAACAGGCCAUGCCUACUUCUGGUCAGAGAAACAACAGGAGAACUCACUUGAAGAACACCAGCGGAGAAAAGACAGAGGCACACUGUGGCAGUGCCUCAGGAAAUAACUGGAAUGAAGAGGAAGGAGCCACCACCCUGAACAGCAUCACUCAGCCAUUGACAGAGCCAGUGAACUCCAGCACUCCAGAACCCCAGACUCCUGACCAACCAGAUGAGUGGAUAUUCCCUGAAAGUGCUGCUCUGACUUCUGACCCAUCAUGUGCCAGUCAGUCUGUACUCCUAGAGGGGGACUCCUGCAUGGAUUCACACCUGUGCCUAGAAACCAGCAAGGACAGUGAACCUGACCAGGCAGAGGAAAGCCAGAUGACUCCCGAGGACGUUUUCACCUUUUCAUCUAGACCAAGAUCGGCACCUCAUGGGAAGAAUCAUGAUAUGUCCCCAAAGGGGCACCCAUUUAUUCUGAACCCCAAAGAAGACAACGGUCUGACAAGGAGAGAUGCCCAUUUGGAAGAUGAUUUUUAUGGUACUGACAGCAGCGAAGAGGAAUACAACUGGAGGAACUAUCAGCCCAGCCAGAUGAGUGAAUGUGAGCUACAGAUGCUAGCAAGCCUCCGACGGCAGCAGAAUGAGGACCUGGAAGACACUGGGGAUCCUCAUGGCCUGAGUGCAUCCCAAGUGGACAACUGUAAUGUUAGCAUCAGUACCAGCAGUGAUGACACAACUACGUGGAACUCUUGUCUGCCACCUCCUGUCAACCAGGGUCAUCACUAUCAAACAGAAAUGAAUCCAUCUUCUCCAUUGAACCCUCGAGACUGGUUGACCAUGCUGAGCCCACCAAUUGUCCCUCCCAGUCAGCAGCCAGCAGAGCAGCCUCUAGAGUCUUCUGCAAGUGCAAGUGUGCAAGGUGAAGAGGACCCGAGUGCAGAGGAAGACGAGGAAGUGCUGACUCUGUUGUAUGACCCAUGUCUCAACUGCUACUUUGACCCUCAGACUGGGAAAUACUACGAGUUGGUGUAGCUCCCGCCCCCAUGGCAGAAAGUAGCCACAGUAGAUGGAACAUGACAACAGCGUGACAACCACAGUGGGCACUCUGACCUGUGUGUUGUGCAGGUGGGCCCAAAGAGUCAAAAGGAUUGGAGAGAAGUGCUUUGUGAAUGACAUUCAAUGUUAAGAAUGCCUGCAUUCUCUUUGUAGCUGUGUGUGUGGUUUUGAAACUUGUGAAGGAAUUAAAUCAGACAACAGAUUUUAGGUCCUGAAUUUGCUUAGUUGUUCAGUCCCAUCAUCUAAGUCUCAUUAUGUUAUAUAAGCAAAAUGAAGAUUUUUCCAGUGUUAAUCUGAAACAAAUGAUGGCUUGAUACACUACAUAAAGUGUAUUCUUGUUUAAAAGAUGUCUGAAACAUUUUAUAGCUUGUUUAUAUUAAAAAAUAAAGUAUAGUGGUCAAAAGACCACUUCCUUUUUUUCCUC
This is a messenger RNA of Cricetulus griseus (Chinese hamster), 1837 nucleotides long. NCBI's taxonomy places the organism in Eukaryota, Metazoa, Chordata, Mammalia, Rodentia, Cricetidae. The record is from RefSeq and is a predicted model, not a curated record.